Molecule: messenger RNA, 591 nt
Organism: Caenorhabditis briggsae
Lineage: Eukaryota; Metazoa; Nematoda; Chromadorea; Rhabditida; Rhabditidae
Exons: 6
Coding region: 1-591 (196 amino acids)
Source: RefSeq, a predicted model, not a curated record
AUGGAUGGUUUCGCUGAAGCCAACCAACUACUCUCCUCGGCACUGGAGCAGUUGGAUGACAUCAUUCGGAAUGGUAACACAACUUCUCGUAGUACAACUACAAUUGGAUCUGGACCAACACCAAUUCUCAAAAAAUCAUUUCGAGAUCUCCUCCCACCUCCACCAGCUCUCAGAUCGACAUUCUCCCCAAGAAUAAUGGAAAAUGGUAUGCCCAGCAUCUCCCAUAAACAACAUAUAAAUGAUGACAUCGACAAUGGGAAUGCAGACGACGAGAGAUCUAGUCGAGAAAUAAACCGACAGUGGAUCAGUACUGAUUGGAAGCAUCGGACGGACUUGGGCUCCGACGGAUCAUCUGGUGUUGAAUCACCACCAUCAGACCUUCCGACUUCUUCAUCAUCGCUUUUCAACCCACCAAGGAUCUAUCAGGAAUUUGUGAAGGCUAUCGACGAGCACACAAUGACAGAAAGACCGGAUUUAGAGACAAGACUAAAAAUCAUGAAAUGGGUUGCUGGUAGAACGAGAAGAAGAAGAUAUCAACGUGAGCUAUUUGGGUUAGUAGGGUUAAAGUCGGCUGAUUCGAUUUUUUUCUGA